Drosophila ficusphila is the source of this 1157-nucleotide messenger RNA. RefSeq names its product ribose-5-phosphate isomerase (gene Rpi). Lineage: Eukaryota; Metazoa; Arthropoda; Insecta; Diptera; Drosophilidae. Gene Ontology annotation, cellular component: intracellular membrane-bounded organelle. Bases 171 to 1004 code for a protein of 277 amino acids. Gene Ontology annotation, molecular function: ribose-5-phosphate isomerase activity. The transcript has a single exon. The record is from RefSeq and is a predicted model, not a curated record. Gene Ontology annotation, biological process: D-ribose metabolic process; pentose-phosphate shunt, non-oxidative branch.
UGCUGUGUGAAUAGUUCAAAAUAACGGACUUUUCAGCGCACUGCUUAACAGCUCUGUUAAUCUGGGCAACGCGACGGUGAGAAAUCCCUAGCGCGUCAGAAAACAUACCGCAAGCGGCUUGAUCUCUGUGACAUUGAAGUUGCGAUUGAAAACCGAAAGCUGUUAACCACAUGCUAUCUCGGCUAUUGCGCCAAGGCCUCCAGCGACCACAGUUCUUCCAAGCUCUCGGCGAACAGUUACUUCUCGGGGCGUCUGCACUCUAUUCCCAGAAUCGAAAGAUGGAUGAUAUUGCAUUGGACGCGGCCAAGAAGACGGCAGCCCGCACGGCGGUGGAUCAAUGGGUCACGGAGGAUACCAAGAUUCUGGGUAUCGGAAGUGGUUCCACAGUUGUAUACGCUGUGCAGCGGAUUGCGGAGCGCGUGUGGAAGGAAGGCGAGCUCACGGAUCUCAUCUGUGUGCCCUCGUCGUACCAGGCGCACCACUUAAUCCUCGACUACAACCUAAAUCUUGGCGACUUGGACAGGAAUCCCAAUAUUGAUGUGGCCAUUGACGGUGCUGACGAGGUUGAUCGGCACAUGGUUCUCAUCAAGGGCGGCGGUGGCUGUUUGCUCCAGGAAAAGGUUGUGGCCUCCUGCGCGAAGCACUUCAUUGUGGUGGCCGAUUACACAAAGAACUCCUUACGUUUGGGUGAGCAGUGGUGCCGCGGAGUACCCAUCGAGGUGGCCCCUAUGGCAUAUGUGCCCAUCAAGCUGCACAUUGAGGCCCUGUUUGGCGGAGAAGCCUCACUGCGAAUGGCCAAGGUCAAGGCAGGUCCCAUUGUCACGGAUAAUGGCAACUUCCUGCUCGACUGGAAGUUUAUCGCCAACAGGGAGUACGACUGGGACGAGGUAAAUCGCGCCAUCACCAUGAUUCCGGGUGUUCUGGAAACCGGUCUGUUCGUGAACAUGGCUCACAAGUGCUAUUUCGGCAUGGCCGAUGGCAAUGUCAAGGUCCAGAACAAGUAGUUGUAAGUGGUUUUCUGAAUAAAGUUUGACUAUCCGUUAUGUUUUCAUGAAUAAAUUUUAAGGUGCCAUGGUAGCCUUUUCGUUGCAUUUAUUUGUUACUAUAAUGUUCCUAAAAGGUAACAACAAAAUAAAGUGUAUUGAAAAAUAAUGAAA